Molecule: messenger RNA, 1494 nt
Organism: Rhagoletis pomonella (apple maggot)
Lineage: Eukaryota; Metazoa; Arthropoda; Insecta; Diptera; Tephritidae
Product: nucleolar protein 12
Exons: 3
Coding region: 88-1383 (431 amino acids)
Molecular function (GO): RNA binding
Source: RefSeq, a predicted model, not a curated record
UACGUGUACUCAGCGUAUAGGACAGCUGAUCCAAACGUGUUGAAUGAGUUCGUCGUGCAAAUUUUUAGACGCCUACAUUUUGUCGAAAUGAUCAAAAACAAGAAACCGGAAGAAAAAGGCAAGGGAUGCGAAAAGACUGUGUUGGAAAAGAGUCAAAAUUUAAAAAACAAUACCAAAAGGAGGUUUGAGGCUAAAAGAAGAUUGAAGCAGGUCAAAAAUUCUGAUAUGGCAAUGAAAGAAACUGGCACUUUAAAUGGGUGUACCAAAACGGGAGAUAAAAAGGAUGAGCGAACAAAAGGCGAUGCAAAACAGGUAAUUCUUAUUAGUGGGGACAAACUACUUGCAAAAAUUGAGAAGGAAAAAGAUAACGAUGCACAAGGCGAAGCAACAGAGGAAAUUCCUACUAGAGGUGACAAACUACUUGCAAAAAUUGAUAAGAAAAAUGCUAAAAAGUUGGCCAAAAAGCUUAAAAAACAAACAAAAAUUGAAGCGAAUAAACUUGGCCCAAGAAUGGAAGAAAAUGAAUCUGUUGGUGAACCGAUAGUAGAAUUAUCUAAACCUAAAAUUCAAAAGAAAAAAGGCGAUGGUCCGGGUAAACGAGAGCCAAGAGAUCGCGAUCCCGCUAAAGAGGCAGCUACUGUCUUCGUGGGAAACCUACCGGUCAAUACAAAGCGCGUUCAAUUGGUACGCCUUUUUAGAGAUUACGGACCAGUUAAUGGCAUUCGUUUUAGAACAGCUUCUGGUAAGGUUUUGUUUAAACAUAAGCAUCGUAAAGAGGCAGGCACUUUGAAUGCUUGGGUGGUUCUUAAAGAUGCAAAGACGGCGGCAAGUGCUUUAGAUUUAAAUGGCACGGUAUUCAAAAACAAUCAUCUUCGCAUAACUCGUGCAGAUUUGAAAAGCACUCCCAUGGACGCAAAAUGUACAAUUUUUGUCGGUAACCUUAAAUAUAAUGCUAACGAAGAGAAGCUGCGGGAAAUAUUCUCUAGCUGCGGAGAUAUUGACUAUGUACGUUGUUUACAUGAUGAUAAAGGCUGUAAGGGCGUUGCAUAUGUCUGCUUCAAAGCACCAGAAGCAGUAGGAUUGGCACUGGAGCUCAAUGAAACUAUGCUGGAUGAACGACCAAUACAUGUUGAACGUUAUUCUGUUAGGAAGUUGGGUGCAAAAACAGGUCGAGAUGCAAAAAGUGGAGACACUAAAGAGCCGUCAGGUAAAUGCAAUAAAUUAAAGGACAAAGAAAAAAGCUUGCAUACAAAAGACAGCGAUUUCAAAAAGAAAAAAUUUCGCGGUGUGAAAGUAGAUGCUAUGAAAAAGAAACAAAAGAAGAAACCGACAAGUCAAAUGCAAAAUUUAGCGAAGAAAAUAGCUCCAAAAAAACAGUCUUGAAAUCGAACUUCUCUUAAUAUAGUAUUUCAGUGACCAACCUGAUUGGUAUCUUAAUGUAAAUUGUUGAAAUUUUAAGGCGAAAUAACAAGAAAAUAUAUUAGUAAAAGUAUU